UUAAAACCCCGUCUGCUGUGUCUAUAUAACAGACUCGUUAAAAUGAUUACUACUAGUCAUCUUCCUAUAAACACAGUGAAUACCUCCACCAAUCUGUUCAGCAAUCUAUGUCCUGCCCCCUCCAGCACUUUGUGCGGACCCCGAUUACCCGAGGACUUGGCAGCUCAGCUUCAAUCCUCAGAAGAAAGCCAAAAUACUCAUCAUUGGCGCCCUAUCUCUGAGGCUAUUGGAUCUGUCACGUCUACUGAUAGUCUGCAACAAACAAGCGCAAAUUCAUCGCAAAAACUACGGCUUCAGCAAGAGUCCUCUCCAUCAUUGCCAUUAGUUCUACCUUCGACGGCUUUAGGACCUACUCGAAGAUGUGAUUUUGCUGAAGACUCUAUUGCUGCCGCAAAACUUGGCCUGCCACCCGUUCGCACUUCGUCCACUUGCUACAUCAAGUCGCGCUUAAACUGGCGCCGUCUUGGCAUGCACCUUGGGCUACGUCGGCCCCCAAAUGUUCUACUUCAUAUGCACCAUCAUUCUUACACUCAGCAGAUGGCGCAUCAUUAUCCCCAAUCUUCUGAGAUCCGCCCAAAUAAUCCUUACAAUGACGGUGCGGUCAGUCCUGGCCUCCUGGGCAUGGAACCGUCGAUUUCAGGUAUCAAUGGAUCAAUAACACCUGCAUCUACUGGCUUCUACUACUGUGGUGGCGGCACUUCUGUAACGGACAGCCUACCAAUCUUCUCACAUUUGGUGGCACAGAAAGCUACCCAGGACAAUGGUUCUAUGCCACCUCGAAAAUUGUCAGGAGUUUUAACUAAUUACGAACAGGAGAGACAAAAAGAGCAUCCAAAACCACGCAUUUCGACCAGUCCAAAUCGACCUUGCUCUAUGUAUCAUCUCAGUCGGCAGGCCUCUUCACCAGCGAUUGCUUGCUUCCCACUUCGGCAUUCUCACUCAAAAAAUCCACCCUCUUUGACUUCAUCUAGUGUCCAAGAUUCUGCGGGAACCUUAGAAUCUUCUGCCCACCCAUUUUUUUCAACUGGGCCGACUGAACCUGAAAUUACGAUUGGUCGCCUUCGCCUUCGUAUUUUUCAGGAUGAGCUGCUUCCAGCUACUUUAAGGGCUCCCCACCUGCUUAUUGAACCUUUGCCUUCUAAGCCAAUAGAACCCCAUCUUAGUACCAUCAGUAAGACUUCCAUAUCUUCCACUACUCCAUUGACCCCAAUUAAAAUACAUGAAGCCCUUCUUCUAGCCCCAAAACGCAUGAACGGCUUUUCUCGUAUCCGAAUUGCUCGUCGCUCAGGCUCCUUUAUUCAGCCACCUUCUAGCCAGUUUUCCCACUUUUCUCAACACAGUGACCAUAUUGUUCGUCCAGCAAUUAAUGCUGGUUCUGAGCAGCUGUCUUCUGACGCUAUGCUUAGUUCAAGUUCAGCAUAUAAAAGGAAAACUUGGCGCAACUCCUGCUCGACAGGUGUUGGAAGACGUCGACAUAGCACUGCUGGCAUUUUGCGUUACCCGAAUUCAUCACCACUACAACCAUCAUUACCUAACUCAACUCUUGAAGCGGACGACAAGCCAUCCGAUCUGCCUCCCGUUUCGCCAUCUGAUGUAUCUAGCAUUAUUGCCACAACGACGGAGGAGACUGACGAGGUGCCAGUUAUCAUUGUGGCCUUGGCAGAUGGUGAAAAGGGUGCUGCUAUCGAGGAGAUUGCUACUUUGUCUGCUGACGACGAUGAUGAAGACACCGUCGAUGAGGUCCAGUCUACUGACGAUCCAGCUGGGGCAUCUGCAACUGCUGAAAUAUCUGUGGGCCACGAAGAGGCGAUGGCAAUGGCGAUCAAGGAAGCUGACAUCCAGGCUGCUUUUGAAUGCAUCCGCUACGCUCACGAUAGUCAGCUAGCCAUGGCUGAAACAUACCCUGACUACGACCGUUUUCUUCUCGGCAGUAGUGGCCUGCUUCUUUCGCCACCUGUUCAUGCCAAUAAAUCGGAAUCUGACAACCUAGUUACCACGGUAGGCCAACAGGAUAGCUCUUCGACUGUCGACCAGACUCCAGUUGCCAUCUCCACUAUGAGUCAAACUCGUAAAUUUGUUAAACUAGUCCAUUCCCCUGCUUCUUAUAAGACGUUGGAGCAAGGGAAUUUCCCAAAUGUAGAGUCUUUUGAAUGUCAAGAAGAGUCAUUAAACGAAAAAAGUAUUGACGGGGAGUGCGAUGAUUUGAAUUUUCUUGAUGAGGAAUUGAUUCGUCUUGACAAGCUGCUUUUUCCUGACCGCAUCAUUCUUGAUACGUAUCGUUCCGGCCCUCUGAUCGAUAGGCUGACCAUCCAUGCUCACACCACUUUGCCCCAGUUGAAUCAAGAGAAAAAAUCGAGUGAGCCUGAAGCCACUAGUUCUAGUGAACGAAAUGUUCACAUUCAAAUAGUACAUCUGGCAAGCCGCAUUUUGGCCUACCAACUUCCGCUAUCUACAGACUCUGUACGCGACUCCAUCUCUCACGCUUGCACUACAUCAGCCAAUGCAACCACAGGUGAUAUGAAUACUUUAUCAUCCUUGAACCCAUCAAGGCCAACGUAUGCUCAUUCUUCACUCACCGCCUCGGAUACCAACCUCUUUCGGUUGCAAUGGAUUGCCAAUCAGAUUAUUCAUUUAGCUGCUACUGGCUCAAUCCAUUCUGGGGCGUCUGUUUUUGAUGUGGAGCAGUCUUCCGCCUCAAGGGAUAGCAAUACUGUGAAAGGAGCCUUAUUGGCGCUGACUCAGCUGGAAAACUUAUUCUCCUCACUUUCCAGCUUGUUGGAUGUCGGUGAAACAGCUAUCACGGCUCAUGAACUCGCAGUCUCGGGCCUGGUUCCCGUACUCAAUCUUUGCCUCUGUGCUUCACAAGCUACCAAAUGGAAGCCGAUAGUAAAUUGUGGUUACAUUGUGUUUUUUACUGGCAGGAUUUUUAAGUGGCUUAAUUACUCAUCUCUCAUCUCAUUCUCAAACGACAGAAUAUGGCGAACGGUCUAA
Molecule: messenger RNA, 2991 nt
Organism: Protopolystoma xenopodis
Lineage: Eukaryota; Metazoa; Platyhelminthes; Monogenea; Polystomatidea; Polystomatidae
Source: the annotation of a GenBank genome assembly